GGUGCAUGCCGGGCGUGCCGCCCGCCGUGACGCUGCACAUCGCACCCGGCACCGCCACCGGGCCCGCGGCCAUGGCGGGCGUGAAGGUGAUCGCCAACGACACCGAGUUCCAGCCCGAGCUGAGCGCCGCCGGCUCCCGCCUGGCCGUGGUGAAGUUCACCAUGAGGGGGUGCGGGCCCUGCCUGCGGAUCGCGCCCGCCUUCAGCGCCCUCAGCAACAAAUACCCGCAGGCAACCUUCCUGGAGGUGGACGUGCACCAGUGCCAGGGCACGGCUGCCACCAACAACAUCUCGGCGACGCCCACCUUCCUGUUCUUCCGCAACAAAGUGCGCAUCGACCAGUACCAGGGCGCCGACGCCGUGGGGCUGGAGGACAAGAUCAAGCAGCACCUGGAGAACGACCCUGGCAGCAGCGAGGACACGGACAUCCCCAAGGGAUACAUGGAUCUGCUGCCCUUCAUCAACAAGGCUGGCUGCGAGUGCCUCAACGAGAGCGACGAGCACGGCUUCGAGAACUGCCUGCGCAAGGACUCCUCCUACCUGGAGUCUGACUGCGACGAGCAGCUGCUCAUCACUGUCGCUUUCAGCCAGCCUGUCAAGCUGUACUCCAUGAAACUUCAGGGGCCGGACAAUGGGCAAGGCCCCAAGUGCAUCAAGAUCUUCACCAACCUGCCGCGCUCCAUGGACUUCGAGGAGGCGGAGCGCAGCGAGCCCACGCAGGCGCUGCAGCUGGGCCCCGAGGACAUCAGGGAGGAUGGCAUCGUGCAGCUGCGCUACGUCAAGUUCCAGAACGUCAACAGCGUCACCGUGAGUGCUGCUGCAGUGCCGGGGCAGUGCCAGCCGUGCCAGCCCCGCCCCGCCGCGCGCUCUGCUCGCCUCGCACGCGGGCACGGCUGCUGCAGGUGUCCCUGGUGCACUUCUCAUGCUCCUUUCGGCUUCCCCUGCAGCUGUUUGUGCAGUCCAACCACGGCGACGAGGAGACGACGAGGAUCACGUAUUUCACGUUCAUUGGCACGCCAGUGCAGGCCACCAACAUGAACGACUUCAAACGGGUAGUGGGCAAGAAGGGCGAGAGCCACUAGGAGCGAGGCCGGGAGCCCCUCCCCAUCCCCGAGGGCGCGGCGGGAGCGUCCCGGACCGGGACCGGGACCGGACCGGCUCCUCCCGCCCUGGAGCCGCGCUUGCAGCCCUGCACUGCUGCUGCUGCACUGCUGCUGCACUGCUGCUGCACUGCUGCCGCCUUGUAAAUAAAGCUGCUGGUUUUGCCAAGCUGCGGGCAGGUGGGAGCUCUCUGCACACAGCGUCCCGGGAGACACA
Molecule: messenger RNA, 1316 nt
Organism: Passer montanus (Eurasian tree sparrow)
Lineage: Eukaryota; Metazoa; Chordata; Aves; Passeriformes; Passeridae
Gene: TXNL1
Product: thioredoxin like 1
Exons: 7
Coding region: 6-1037 (343 amino acids)
Source: RefSeq, a predicted model, not a curated record